Molecule: messenger RNA, 1529 nt
Organism: Mucor mucedo
Lineage: Eukaryota; Fungi; Mucoromycota; Mucoromycetes; Mucorales; Mucoraceae
Product: transmembrane amino acid transporter protein-domain-containing protein
Exons: 2
Coding region: 26-1384 (452 amino acids)
Biological process (GO): amino acid transmembrane transport
Molecular function (GO): amino acid transmembrane transporter activity
Source: RefSeq, a predicted model, not a curated record
UACUAGUCUUUUCUUCUUUUCCAUUAUGUCUACUACCAAUAAUAAUUUUGAAGUGAAACCUAUUUCUUCUCCUGACUCUAAUACUAUCGAAAAGUAUAAACAAGAAAAUCAAUAUGAUAAUUCAUUUUGCGAAGAACAAUUGGAGCAUGUACCAAAAGGAACUGCUUCUUUCGGCAGAAUAGUGUUCAUGUUGUUAAAAGCUUUCAUCGGUACCGGUGUCAUUUUUUUACCAGGCUCAUUUGUUAACGGUGGUUUAGCUUUAUCCAUUGUCCUGAUGAUUGUUAUUGCAAUUAUUUGUCUGGCUGCUUACCAGCUUUUAGUGAAAGCACAAAAUGAAGUGGGAGGCUCAUAUGGUGAUGUAGCUCAACAUCUUUACGGUGCCUGGUUAAGACACAUAAGUCACUUGUUCAUUUGUCUUACUCAGAUGGGUUUCGUAGCUUCUUAUUUCAUCUUUAUUUCUGGAAAUGUUAAUACCGUUGUGAAUACCCUGAAUAACUGUAAUACUCCAUUCGAAUCCAAGUAUUACAUCUGGAUUUUUUUAGCAUUUAUGAUUCCAUUUUGUUGGGUUCGUAAGAUUGCCCGUUUAUCUUGGCUUGCUAUCUUGGCCGAUGUCUUCAUUAGUUUUGGUCUCAUUUGUGUCAUUUAUUUCAGUUCAACUCAGAUUGCUCAACACGGCGUAGGCAAUAAUAUUCAUCUUGUCAAUCCUAAUAACUUUGGUCUUAUGAUUGGCACUGCCGUCUUUUCAUAUGAGGGUAUUGGUAUGGUUCUCCCUAUUCUGGAAGGAAUGAAAGAACCUGAAAAGUUCCCUCGCGCUUUGAAUAUUGCUAUGCUGAUCUGUACACUCGUUUUUCUUUUAAUUGGUUGUAUGGGAUACAUUGCUUACGGUGAUAUGACUCAAGCCACUGUCGUUGCCAAUUUCCCCAGAAUGCCUUUAUCCGUCACUGUCCAGUUACUCUAUGCUAUUGCUAUGACAUUAUCCUCUCCCUUCAUGCUCUAUCCUCCCUUGACCAUCAUUGAAAACUAUGUCUUUGGUAAUCGUUCCGGCAAAAACAAUCUCAAAAUUAAAAUGUCCAAGAAUCUCGUCCGUACUCUUGUUGUUACUGUUUGUGCCAUUGUCAGUUUCUGUGUAGGUGCCUCUAACUUGGACAAGUUCGUGUCACUUGUUGGUUCUGUUGCUUGCAUGCCUAUUUCUUUCAUCUUUCCCGGACUUUUCCAUUACAAGAUUGCCACCAAACGUAUUACCAAGAUCGGUGAUAUUGCGCUUAUUGUAUUUGGUUUUGGCAUCCUCAUUUAUACCAUGUAUGUGAAUAUCGAUUCUUGGGUUAACCCCGUCGCAACUGGUGGUAUUGCCCUUCCAUCCGCUAAUGCUUGUGGGUACGAGUAAACCUUUGUUCGUUGAUCGACAUUUAAAACUCUCCCGCCUUUUUGUAAAUAGAAAAAAAAAUGUAUAUCUUCUCUUUUAUUCUUUAUUUUAUUGGUCAUAACUAUCAUCUUUAUCAAUAAAACAAUACGUAAUUCAACUUCACAGU